Molecule: messenger RNA, 1113 nt
Organism: Hippoglossus stenolepis (Pacific halibut)
Lineage: Eukaryota; Metazoa; Chordata; Actinopteri; Pleuronectiformes; Pleuronectidae
Product: growth hormone secretagogue receptor type 1-like
Exons: 6
Coding region: 235-1113 (292 amino acids)
Biological process (GO): hormone-mediated signaling pathway; G protein-coupled receptor signaling pathway
Cellular component (GO): plasma membrane
Molecular function (GO): growth hormone secretagogue receptor activity
Source: RefSeq, a predicted model, not a curated record
CAUUCCUCUCAGUGUUGGCUGUGAUCGAGCAUCAUAGGAAAGCCAUCAGUGUGCGUCAGUUCUGUGGAACCUGGGACACACACACCUCUCCCCUGCAGGUUUCGCCGUCCUGCUCUCACCUGAGCCGUCAUGGAUCUAAUGGAGUAGGGAAACGUGAGCUGUGGAGUUAAAAACUGUAGCACGCCAGGCUUCCAGGAAAACUGCUCCAACCAAGACUGCCAGGAGGAGGAAACAAUGACUGGAUUGAUCUUGUUAGUGUGUGUGACUCUGAUUGUGGUUCCACUGAUAAUCUUCGGCCUUCUUGGAAACACACUGACCCUUCUGGUGGUUUGGCUUCGCCCAAACAUGAGAAGCUCCGCCUAUCUCUACCUGAGCAGCAUGGCUGUUAGUGACCUGCUGUUCCUCCUGCUGCUGGCUCUGGAUCUAUAUAAGCUCUGGACAGGCUGGAAGUUAGGAGUCUGCGUCUGUAAGCUGACCAUGUUCCUGUCUAAGUGCUGCACCUUCUGCACCAUCCUCCACAUCACCUUUCUCUCCCUGGAGAGGUACCUGGUUGUCUGCUGGCCAAUCACCUCCAAGACGCUGGUGACACGUCGCAGAACCAGGGUUCUGAUUGGCUGCCUCUGGCUGGGAGCGGCUGUCAGUGCAGCACCAUUUUUGGUCAUGAUGGAAGUGGAUCAUGAGGAUAAAGAGGUUGAAAAUGAAGUGUGCAGAGAAUCAGAAUCCUCAUUAUCCUCAGGCCUCAUGUUGGCCAUGAUAAUUCUCUACAACCUGUAUGUCCUGGUAACCCUGUGCAUCCUGGGGCUGGUCUACAUCCUGAUUGGACGGACUCUGAGGCUCCGUCCACAAAGCAGCCGUAAAGACAAGAGUCACGGACACACAGUCAAGAUGCUGGCCUUCACAGUGUACCUGACCGAGGAAGGAGGAGUGAUCUUCUUGGCCUUCGUCCUGUGCUGGCUGCCCUACAUCGUCCGUCUGACCACGAGCUAUGGUUCUCAGAGAUCCGGUCCUAACAGUACAGACGUUUCUUUUUACCUGGUCACCUGGAUCCUCUCCCGCCUCAGUGCUGCCAUUAACCCUCUGGUGUACCACCUGAUGUCCACCAGGCACACGUAA